ACUCGACCGUCAGGAUGUCUCUCGGUCCAUCAGAAGCAAAUGUUGACAGCCUAACGGCUGAACAGCAGGAGAAUUUCGAAGAUAUCGAGAAGCAAUUUGCAGUCAAAGUGGUACAACAUAUGGAAGCAUACUGGUCGAUACUCGAGAAGAUGCGCGGAUCGACUCUGCGCCUUACGAGACUGGACAACGAAAUCUACGAGCACUUCAAGAAAGAGUUCCCCGACUUCGAUGCGAAGGCUACAAUCAAUGAGGACGAGAUGAAGAGCAAAGCGGGCAAGGAGCGGUGGCGGAACUUCAUUAACACAUAUGAGGAAAAAGUGGCGGAUUACAACUUCGGGACAAUGGUUCGGGCGAAUCCCAAGUUUGAAUACGCUGAAAAGGAUGAGGUUAUAUUUGCUGUCCGCAUGCAGUUCUAUGCGAUAGAGAUCGUCCGAAAUCGGGAAGGACUUAACGACUGGAUCUACGAAAAAGCGGAAGCCGAGAGGAAAGAAAAAGCUAGCAAGAAGUGAGCGGCAAGCUCAUGCGCCAUCAAUAUACCCUACGGCCACGUGCGGCCAUGCGACAUGAACAAAGCCGGCACGAAUAUUUCGGCCGUCAUAGUAGGUGGGCCUUUGUUCUCUCCCAAGAUCGUACAUAGAACGAGGGAGGGAGGAUCCCGCACCACGACUCUCAACCUUUUGACCUCGAGUUGUUGGAGUGGAUGUAAAUUGGGUUGACUAGUCACAUUAUGAGAUGAAUGAGUGAAGACAC
Molecule: messenger RNA, 750 nt
Organism: Mytilinidion resinicola
Lineage: Eukaryota; Fungi; Ascomycota; Dothideomycetes; Mytilinidiales; Mytilinidiaceae
Product: DUF757-domain-containing protein
Exons: 4
Coding region: 15-509 (164 amino acids)
Cellular component (GO): cytoplasm
Source: RefSeq, a predicted model, not a curated record